AUGGAGGACUACCACAAACCCGACCAGCAGACAGUGCAGGCGCUCAGGAACAUCGCCAACCGCCUCCGAAUCAACUGCAUCAAGGCUACCACCGCAACGGGCAGCGGACACCCUACAUCAUGCUGCAGCGUGGCAGAAAUCAUGUCUGUCCUGUUCUUCAACACAAUGAAGUACCGCCCAGAGGACCCCAAGAACAUCAACAAUGACCGCUUCAUCCUCUCUAAGGGUCAUGCCGCCCCGGCCUUGUACUCCAUGUGGACAGAGACUGGCUUCCUGAAGGAGAGUGAGCUGCUCUCUCUGUGCCAGGUGGAGUCCAACCUGGAGGGACACCCCACACCUAAGCAGCAGUUUGUGGAUGUGGCUACUGGCUCUCUGGGUCAGGGCCUGGGUGUGGCCUGUGGGAUGGCCUACACCGGGAAGUACUUUGACAAGUCUAGCUACCGUGUGUUCUGUCUGAUGGGGGAUGGGGAGCUGUCUGAGGGGGCAGUGUGGGAGGCCAUGUCAUUCGCCUCCUACUACCAGCUGGACAACCUGGUGGCCAUCUUGGAUAUCAACCGUCUGGGCCAAACCGACCCUGCUCCCCUGCAGCACCACGUGGAGAAGUAUCAGAAACGCUGUGAGGCCUUCGGUUGGCAUGCCAUCAUCGUGGAUGGGCACAGUGUGGAGGAGCUGUGUAAGGCUCUGAGCCAGGCUCGCCACCAGCCCACUGCCAUCAUCGCCAAGACCACCAAGGGCAAGGGCAUCCCAGCUGUGGAGGAUAAGAGGGGCUGGCAUGCCAAGCCCCUGCCCAAAGACAUGGCUGAGGGAGUCGUGAAGGAUCUGCAGGCGCGCAUCAUGAACAGCAGCAAGUGCCUGUACCCUGCCACGCCCAUGGAGGACGCCCCGCCAGUCAGCCUGUGCAACAUCCGCAUGCCCAGCGCACCCGCCUACAAGCAGGGAGAGAAGGUUUCCACCAGGAAAGCCUAUGGCAUGGCCCUGGCUAAACUGGGUCGUUACAACGAGCGCGUGGUGGUCCUGGACGGAGACACAAACAACAUCACCUACUCUGAGAUCUUCAAGAACGAACAUCCCAACCGCUUUGUGGAGUGUUACAUCGCUCAACAGAACAUGGUGAGUGUUGCCACUGGUUGCGCUGCCCGUGAGAGGAACGUUGUGUACGCCAGCACCCUGGCCUCCUUCUUCACCCGCGCCUACGACCAGCUCCGCAUGGCUGCCAUCUCAGAGAGCAACAUCAAUCUGUGUGGCUCCCACUGCGGCCUGUCCAUCGGAGAGGACGGGCCGUCUCAGAUGGGUCUAGAAGACAUAGCCAUGUUUAGGGCCAUCCCCACGGCAACCAUCUUCUACCCCAGCGAUGGCGUUUCUAUUGAAAAGGCAGUGGAGCUUGCCGCCAGCACAAAGGGUGUUUGCUACAUAAGAACCAGCCGCCCCGAGAAUCCCAUCAUCUACAGCAGCAAUGAGGACUUCCAUGUUGGACAGGCUAAGGUGGUGCACCAGAGUACGGAGGACAAGGUGACCGUGAUCGGAGCUGGGAUUACUCUGCAUGAAGCCGUGGCUGCAGCUGAGAUGCUCAAGAAAGAAAGGAUCUUCAUCAGGGUGAUUGAUCCGUUCACCAUCAAACCCCUGGACUCCAAGACCAUCAUUGAGCAUGCUCGCCAGACCAGGGGGCGUAUCCUCACUGUAGAGGACCACUACUACGAAGGUGGUCUGGGGGAGGCAGUGUGCUCAGCGGUGGUGAACGAGCAGGGCUUCACCCUACAGCGGCUGGCCGUGGCCCACGUUCCCCGCAGCGGCAAGCCCAACGAGCUGCUCAAGAUUUACGGCAUCGACCGCGAAGCCAUUUGCCAGGCCAUCAGGAAGAUGCUCAGCGGCUCUUCCAACGCCAAGUAGCUCCACCCCUUUCUGCCUAAGCCCCACCCAAUUCUACCACCCCUCAGAUAAACGUUUCAUGUCACAUGACACCACCCCACCUGGUAACCUCGCCCCCUUACUGUGAAAGUCCACCCCUGUGUUUACUGAAGUA
Molecule: messenger RNA, 2020 nt
Organism: Salvelinus namaycush (lake trout)
Lineage: Eukaryota; Metazoa; Chordata; Actinopteri; Salmoniformes; Salmonidae
Product: transketolase-like
Exons: 14
Coding region: 1-1887 (628 amino acids)
Biological process (GO): pentose-phosphate shunt, non-oxidative branch; ribose phosphate biosynthetic process
Cellular component (GO): endoplasmic reticulum membrane; extracellular exosome
Molecular function (GO): transketolase activity; thiamine pyrophosphate binding
Source: RefSeq, a predicted model, not a curated record